Molecule: messenger RNA, 3246 nt
Organism: Dictyostelium purpureum
Lineage: Eukaryota; Evosea; Eumycetozoa; Dictyosteliales; Dictyosteliaceae
Exons: 6
Biological process (GO): phospholipid translocation
Cellular component (GO): plasma membrane
Molecular function (GO): ATP binding; magnesium ion binding; ATPase-coupled intramembrane lipid carrier activity
Source: RefSeq, a predicted model, not a curated record
AUGGUAUCAUUCGAAAGUUUAAUAAAUAAAAUAAAAAAGAAAAAAAAAUUAUUACCAAAAAAAAUAAAUAUAGGUAAUCAUAAUAAUAAUCAACAACAAUGCGAAAUUAAAAAAAAAUUUAUUUUAAUUUUAUCAUGGAUUCCACAAAUAACACCAGUUACUCCUGGACCAAGUUCAAUUAAUUUAGCUAUUGUAUUAUUAAUUAACGCUGUAAAGGAAGCAUAUGAAGAUUUUCGUCGAUACCAAAGUGAUAAAAAGAUCAAUAAUCAAAUUUGUAAAGUUAUAGAAAACAAUGUUAUAAUAGAAAAGUUUUGGAAAGACUUGGGUGAAGGUGAUAUUGUAUUAAUUGAAGACGGCCAACAAUUCCCAACAGAUUUAAUAAUUUUAGCUAGCUCAGGUGAAUCAUCUCCAGGCCAUUGUUAUAUAGAAACAAGCAACUUAGAUGGCGAAACUAAUUUGAAAUAUAAACAAGCACUAUUGGAAACCAAUAGUAUUUUAGUUGAAUCGAAUAGCAUCGCAACCAAUAACACCUCAUUAGAAUCAUUCCAAUUUUUUAAAGACAAUGAAUCAAUCAUCGAAUGUGAAGCACCAAGUGUCAAUUUAAAUAAAUUUGAUGGUACUAUUCAAUUAAAGAAUGGAGAUAUAUCAACAAAAUAUCCAUUAACCAUCGACCAGCUUUUAGUUAGAGGCACUACUUUAAUGUCAACUAAAUAUAUUUAUGGAUGUGUAAUUUAUGUAGGCCACGAAACCAAGUACAUGAUGAAUACUAUGAAAACCAGUUCAAAAAGAUCAAAGUUAGAGCUUACUAUGGAAAGAAUUUUAAUUUAUCUUUUGGGCUUUCAACUACUUUUAUGUUUAUUUUCAACUUUAAUGGGAAUGAAGGGCGAUAUUCAAUAUGGUGACUCUGCUUGGUACCUCCAAAUUGAACAUAAUAUCGGGUUUGCAACUUUUCAACGUUAUUUCACCUUCUUAAUUCUUUUCUCUACAAUUAUUCCAAUUUCAUUAUACGUAACCAUGGAAAUUAUUAGAUUCCUCCAAGUUAUCUUUAUAAAUAAGGAUAGAAAGAUGUGUCACCGUGAAAAUGGAGUAAAAACUUUUGCUUGUGCCAGAACCUCAAAUUUAAAUGAAGAGCUUGGGAUGGUAGAAUAUAUAUUUUCUGAUAAAACUGGUACUUUAACAAGAAAUGAAAUGGAGUUUAAAGUUUGUUGUAUCAAUGGAAAACAAUAUGGUAGUUUGCCAAUUUCGAGCGAAGAUAUUUUAGAAAAUGAAAAUUUAGGGAAUUCAAUUUCAAAUGAUCAACAAACACCAAAUAAUAUUAAUAAUAAUAUUUUUAAUAAUACCCAGACCGAUCUUCCCUUAGCAAUUUGUAAUACAGUCGUACCAGAACAUAGCGAUACAUCAUCCUCAUCCGAUAAAAUCAAAUAUUCAUCAUCGUCUCCAGAUGAAACCGCCUUAGUUGAGGCUGCCAGCAAUUUAGGUUUCAAACUAUAUAAUAGAACUUCAAACUCAAUUACAAUAAAAACUCCUCCAUCUGAAUGCUACCCAAAUCAAGAAUCUCCAUUUAAAACUUUUAGUAUUUUAAAUGUUAUCGAAUUCACAAGUAACAGAAAAAAGAUGUCAAUUAUUGUUAAAGAUAACACCACAAAUGAAAUUAUUCUCUACUCUAAAGGUGCAGAUUCAUCUAUUUUACCAUUAGUCAAGGAUGCCAAUAAUAGCUCAAGUAAUAAUUUAGUAGGUGAAGUAGAUACCAUUAUGAGCUCAACAAUCUCAGAUAAUAUUAUGGAAAAGACUAAAGAAAGUUUAAGAGUUUUCUCUGUCAAUGGUUUACGUACUUUAUGUAUUUCCAAAAGAAUUUUAACUACCGAAGAAUAUGGAAAAUGGAAUGCCGAAUAUAAAGAAGCCAGUUUAUCGAUGGAGGAUAGAGACGUAAAAAUGGAAGAAGCAUCAAAAUUAAUUGAAUGCCAACUAUCAUUAAUGGGCGUUACUGCUAUCGAAGAUAGAUUACAAAAAAAUGUUAAUAAUACAAUUUCAACACUUUUAAAAGCAGGAAUUAAAAUUUGGAUGCUUACUGGUGAUAAACAAGAGACCGCAAUUAACAUUGGUGUUUCAUGUUCAUUGUUAUCAGAUCUAGAGUUAUUAAUAUUGAACGAAUCAUCGAUUGAAUCUGAAAAGAAAUUUAAUUCAGAAAAACAGUUUGGUUUGGUUAUAGAUGGUAAUACUUUGGCUUAUAUUUUAUUAUCAAAGGAAUGUGAAGAUUUAUUUUAUAAACUUGUAAACCUUUGCAAAUCAUGUGUAUGCUGUCGUGUAACACCUUUCCAAAAGAGUGAAGUAGUUAGAAUUGUUAAGGAUCGUACAAACUCAAUCACACUAGCAAUUGGUGAUGGCGCAAAUGAUGUUAGUAUGAUUCAAAAAGCACAUCUUGGUAUUGGUAUCAGCGGAAAAGAAGGAAGACAAGCCGUUUUAGCAAGUGACUUUUCAAUUGCCCAAUUUAGAUUCCUAUCAAGAUUAUUAUUGGUUCACGGUAGAUACAAUUAUAAGAGAUUGUGUGUAGUAAUCUGUUAUUUCUUUUUCAAGAAUCUUUUAAGCUGUCUUCUUCAAUUUUGGUUCUCUACAAGUAAUCUUUUUUCUGGUACAACCUACUAUGACUCUUUAAAUACAAUGUUAUUUAAUUUAGUUUUCACUUCUUUACCAAUCAUAGUUUUAGGUGUAUUUGAAAGAGAUCUCUGUAGUAAAUAUUUAUUAAAACACCCUCAGCUAUAUCAAGAAACUCAACGUGGAAAAUGCUUUAACCAUAAGGUAUUCUGGAGUUGGAUCGUAUUAUCAAUCUAUUGCAGCGCAGUAAUUUACUUUUUCAGUUCCUAUAUUUAUAAUGAAAGUGCAACUGAUUGGAGCGGAAAAGUUGGGGGUCUUAGAAAUGUUUCAGCCUUUGCUUUUACUUGCCUUGUGUUUAUUGUAAACCUACGUCUUGCAAUGAUUAUUCAACACUGGAACUAUUUAAAUUUCAUUUCAAUUGGUCUCUCACUCUUUGCUUUCUUUUUAGUCGAAUGCAUUUAUUCGCUUGUCUACUCAUUCUUAGGCUAUCGUGGUGAAUUCUAUCAUGUUUUCUUAAAAGUUGUAGAACAGCCCAUAUUUUAUACCUCUUUGGUCCUAGUAAUAUUGGUAUGUUUGGUACCACCAUUCACUAUUAAAUAUAUCCAAAGAAACUAUCUCCCAGAACCAUUAGAUAUUAUUCAAGAAAUUUCAAAA